AUGAAGAAUGAAGCAAGAAUUAAUGUUUACGUUUGGGCGGAUUCCUCCGCGUCUACGUCACGUGUCCAUGGCGGGGGACUCAGCAAGGGGGAGGGGGGGGGGCAGAGUCGCUCUACAGGUGGUCCCCCCCCUGACGCGAUUGAUUGCCCGCACAGCGCACAACCACCGCCACUCAACAUAUUGACCGGGACGCUAACGCCCGCGUCGCCUCUCGCCUGCAACUUCGCGCAAGGUCUACGUAACACCAGCAACCUCGUCGCUUUUUAUGCGGGCGUAUACCCACUA
Molecule: messenger RNA, 285 nt
Organism: Iphiclides podalirius (scarce swallowtail)
Lineage: Eukaryota; Metazoa; Arthropoda; Insecta; Lepidoptera; Papilionidae
Source: the annotation of a GenBank genome assembly